GCGGGCGUGGAGAGCGCGCGCUCCAGUGGGACAGAAGCCCCGCGCAGGGCACCCGCGCUCCCCGCCCGCGCGGGGCUCAUGCAUGGUAUGACAACCCUGCUUUGGCCUUUCUGUGCGGCUGGACAUCGCGACCAGAGGGGAAUGCCCCUGUCACCCAGCUUGCUCCCCGCUUCCUGAACCCUCAGGAGGCCAGAAGACCUCAGGGUCUGUGCUGAAGGACUGAGAUUUGGACCUAGUGAAAGGACGUCGCCCUUUAGCCCCAGCUAUGGACUCGACAGCAUCAGGGACAUGCCCAGGAGAAAAGGGAACAGCUAGUUUGUUGCUGCAAACCAGGCUCCAGGACAUGAUGACAUUUAAGGAUGUGGCUGUCCAAUUCACCCCAUGGGAAUGGGGGCAGUUGGACCUUGCACAGAAGGACCUGUACAGGGAGGUCAUGCUGGAAAACUUCAAGAAUCUGGCCUCCUUGGGGCUUCCAGUAACCAAACCAUAUGUGAUCUGCCAACUAGAGGAAGGGGAAGAGCCCUGUGUGUUAGAGGGGGAAAUCUCAAAAGGUGCCCACUCAGGUGAAGGAUCCUAUAAAUGUGAUACAGAAUUCAGACAGACUUCAGGGAGAAGUAAUUGUCAAAAAAUCCAUCCAGGGAAGAAGUCAUGUAAGUGUAAUGAAUGUGGGAAGUCCUUUCAUUUCCAAUCAGAACUUAGGCGCCAUCAGAGAUGUCAUACUGGAGAAAAGCCCUAUGAAUGCAGGGAAUGUGGAAGAGCCUUUGGUCAUAUUUCAUCCCUUAUUAAACAUCAGAGAACUCAUACUGGAGAAAAGCCCUAUGAAUGCAGUGAAUGUGGGAGAACCUUCAGCCAGAGUUCAUCUCUUGUUCUACAUUAUAGAUUUCAUACUGGAGAGAGACCCUACAAAUGUAAUGAAUGUGGAAGAGCCUUUGGGCAUACUUCAUCCCUUAUUAAACACCAGAGAAUUCAUACUGGAGAAAAGCCCUAUGAAUGCAGGGAAUGUGGGAGAAACUUCAGCCAGAGUUCAUCUCUCAUUGUACAUUAUAGAUUUCAUACUGGAGAGAGACCCUACAAAUGUAAUAAAUGUGGGCGAGCCUUCAGCCAGAGUUCAUCUCUCACUCAACAUUAUAGAUUUCAUACAGGAGAAAAGCCCUACAAAUGUAACGAAUGUGGGAGAGGCUUUGCUCAUACUGCAUCCCUUCUUAAACAUCAGAAAAGUCAUGCUGGAAAAAAUGCUUUGUGAACUUAGCAAAUACAGGAAGGCUUUUUGCUGGAGAAUAUAUAUUGAGGAGAGAUCCUAUAUUAUAAUGUAUGUGGGAAGACUAGGUUAGAGGACACAUCUUGCUCAACAUCAGAAGGUAUAUACUAAGGAGAAGCGUUGUCAAUGUCAAAAGAGAGAAGAGCUUACCUUACACCUUCUCCCUUACAGAACACUAGUAAUUCAUUUAGUGAGAAGCAAGUGAAUGUAAUGAAUGGAAAAGUUUUAUUUUGAGUGCACACAUUAUCCAAUAGCUGAGAGUUUAUAAUAGGCAUCAGAGAAUUCAUCCUUCAGGAAAUUUUUGUGGAUUUGGUAAUGUGGGAGAACCCCCUGCCAAAUCUCUUCCCUUUAUUAAUAUCUGUGAAAUUAUUUCUACUAGUCAGAAAUGGUGGCGAUGAAAUGCACGUGGGAAAGUCUUCAUAGAUGUCCAUCCAUUUCUACAUCAGAGAAUUUGUACUGGAGUGAUUCUUGAAAUUUAACAAAACUGGAACACCCAUUAAUAUAGUUUAGACCUCAACAUUCAAUAAGGCUUCACCCCAGUGAGGAAAGUUGCUUUGCAGACCUGACAUUAUGAAUCUAGAGCAGAAAGGAAACUGAGAAAUCACCUGGCCAGGUGAUUUUCACCAGAUGUGCUUACAUUUACAACUGAAGUAUGUUCUUCCUCCCUAUCCUGUUAUUGAGGGAAUGGGGUGAUCUUGUAUGGGUAAAGAGAAGGCGGCCAAGACUGGCAGAGCAACAUCCAUGAUCUAGCCCAGCCAUUUUUAGAGCUAAGGAAAGCUAUCUUCAGUUAAAUUCCAUGUCCUGACCUGCAGCCUAAUUGGGCUUCCUUCCUCCUGGCUCACAGCCAUAGCUGGGGACUUGAGAGACUGAAGGCCUUCUCUGUAUAAAACCCCAUGAACUUCUUUCUCUGUAACAUGUCUUACCUUUCCCUAAGACAGUUUGAGCAAAAAACAAUUUUUAUCAGAUCUUUAUGCUACUAGAUUUGGAUUUUUAAAAAUAAAAUGAAAAAUUUUUGUACAUUAUAGUCACUAAUAUAUGGGUAUUAAACAAAAGCAAAACCUGAAAAACAUUGUAAAUGAUAUAGCCAGAUGCCAGGGACACAUAUUGUUUAGUUCCAAUAUAUGAAAUGUACAGAAAAGGCAAAUCUUAAGAGGCAAAGUAGGUUAGUAGCUGCCUAGAACUGGGAAUAGCAAGUGUGGUAACAACUGGGAGUGACUUCAAUGUUAGAAGAAUCUUACUAGGGUGAAGGAAAUAUUCUAAAAGAGGAUUGUGGCAAACUUACUAAAAAUCAUUGCAUUGUGCACAUAAAUGGGUGAAUUUUAUGGUAUGUAAUACCUCUAAUCAAUUAAAAAAUCCAAUACAGUAAGUCCUCACUUAAUGAUUUCAGUAUGUCCUUUUAUUGAGCUUAAAUUGAAAUGAUAUGUAAUGAAAGGAAAUCCUCAAAUAACUUAAUUUCUAUCUAUGUCAUAUGGAAUAUUUUUUCUCAUUAGUGUCAUAAAGAAACAUUAAACUCCAUGUUUUUCAAGGAACUGCCAUAAAUAGGUAUAUAACCUACUGCUAAAAUUAUUUUCCUGUCUUCUCUAUUAUUUCAAAAGCCAUUUGUGUGUCUUUGGUAUCAGUUUUUAUU
Molecule: messenger RNA, 2885 nt
Organism: Talpa occidentalis (Iberian mole)
Lineage: Eukaryota; Metazoa; Chordata; Mammalia; Eulipotyphla; Talpidae
Product: zinc finger protein 514-like
Exons: 5
Coding region: 266-1243 (325 amino acids)
Biological process (GO): regulation of transcription by RNA polymerase II
Molecular function (GO): RNA polymerase II cis-regulatory region sequence-specific DNA binding; DNA-binding transcription factor activity
Source: RefSeq, a predicted model, not a curated record